Molecule: messenger RNA, 5770 nt
Organism: Engraulis encrasicolus (European anchovy)
Lineage: Eukaryota; Metazoa; Chordata; Actinopteri; Clupeiformes; Engraulidae
Gene: phf20a
Product: PHD finger protein 20, a
Exons: 20
Coding region: 640-4107 (1155 amino acids)
Biological process (GO): regulation of transcription by RNA polymerase II
Cellular component (GO): NSL complex; MLL1 complex
Source: RefSeq, a predicted model, not a curated record
GUUUGUGUCAACGGCACAAAUAAGAAUAUGUCAUCGUCGGCUACAAAAAGCCUAGUUGUUUAUAUCGCAUUGGCUUUAUUGGUCCUUUUACGGACUUGGAUCUCUCCUUUGUUCUUCCUGAGUUCACUCAUCCCUUGUGUGUAAAGACUGGAAUAUUCGCCAAUAUACAGUCGUCUGUUGCUUGUUACACAUCAGAGAAAUUGAAAAUGUUCGUUAAAUUGCUGUCGUGGUGUUAGUUUUGAUGCCCCAAUCUCAUUUAUGAUGUAACGAACGAGUGUGAGUUUGACUUUUCCACUCUGCGCCAGCGCCGACUUCGGCAUUGUCCGAGUUCCGCUGCUGUGAUCUGACCAGUGUUGUGGUACCGUCACUUACCGUAGCUAGCUGGCCGCCACCCACACAGUCAGGCGAGGCAGGCAGCGAUGGCCUCGUUUUUUGGUGGGCUAUCAGCAGGCUUGCUAAUUGAUGUAAUCGCCUUACCAGGCCAGAAAUGCACUAACAAGAUGCCACACACACACAAACCUCAGCUGCGUCCAGAAUUCUUGCUGACCAGAGACUAACAUACGGCGUUGUGGUCAACCUACUACAGCCUACUAGUCCUACUCGCCUUGCAAGGAAGAAAGAUAGGCGGAGGGAAGCAGCAUGAACAAGUCGCCCCCCAAUAGACGAGGCAUCACCUUUGAGGUGGGAGCCCAGCUGGAGGCCAGGGACAGUCUCAAGAACUGGUACGCCGCCAGCAUCGAGAGGAUCGACUACGACGACGAGAAGGUCCUGAUCCACUACCGGCAGUGGAGCCACCGCUACGACGAGUGGUUCGACUGGGCCAGCCCCUACCUGCGGCCCGUGGAGCGUAUCCAGCUGCGGCGCGAGGGACUGCAGCAGGACGAAGGCCCCCCCACCCCUGUGAGAGCCAAACCCUCUCCGCUUCCUUCUUCUCAUGCCGGCUUCCGUGUCAAUGACAAAGUAUUGGCCAGUUGGUCCGAUUGCCGUUUCUACCCAGCAACGGUCUUGGCAGUCAACAAAGAUGCGUCUUAUACUGUCAGAUUUUAUGACAACGUUGUGCAGACGGUCAAAUCAAUCCACAUCAAGCCCUACGCCCAAUUAGGCAGACAUAGAGGAGGUAAGCCGCAGGCCACGACGGAGAGGAAGCGUGCGGCGUCUGGCGAUGGAAAGAACCCCAGAGGGAGGGAGAGGAAGCCGGCGGAGAACAGGGUUCCGCUGAAGGGGAAGCGGAACCGGCCCGGGUCAUCCGACCAAGAUGGUGACAGCCACACGGAUGAGGAUGGCGAUCAGGAGGGACAUCCCGUACGCUGGAACCACGAGGGUCGAGACAAGGAACGCGACACCGCACCAGAGCUCCCCCCCGUGGGCCUGAGAGACGGGGAGAGGAAGCCAGAGGACGGAGCCCCCGCCCCUCAUGGCAACGGAGGUGUGAAGGCCAAGGAGGGGACGGAGCAGGAGGUGGCGGGCAGGAACGGGGCCACUGCUGAGGGCUUGGGUCACGGAGGAGAAGUGCCAGGAGAUGGAGUAGCAGCAGCCUGGAGGGAGCAGAGGGACGAGGAGCUGGCCAAGAAGAUGAGAGAACAAGGCCCACCUGAGUCCUGGGCUGGGAAGGAGGACUGCAACUCAUCUGUGCUGAAGAAGAGGAGGCUCUCUGUAGAACAGGCCUCGCUGACCAAGAAAAGCAAAGCUGACGGCCAUACCGAGAGUUGUCUCCAAAAUGGAACUGCAUCCCAUACGGAGGCGUCCAAUCAGAAUGAGCCAGCAGCAUCUGCAUCUACUGCACCGGCUCUGGCCCAGCCAUCCAAUAGCACGCCUGUGCAGGCAGCUCAGGGCCAAUCAGACACGGGCACACCAACUGUAACCCCACCAGUCAAACCGGUGAGGAAGCAGGGCUUCCACAACCCCAACCGCUUCAGCAGAGAGCCAUUGUACCGCGUGGUGAAGAACCAGCCUCCCCCCGUGCUGUCCAUCAACCUGGACCACAACGCCUUCAAGUGCAGCGCACCCGGCUGCACCAAGUCCUUCCGCAAGGCCAAGCUUCUGCACUAUCACAUGAAGUACUACCAUGGGGACACCAAGCCUCUGGAGGAGGGGGACCUCAGCCCCACCACCCCCACCCCCACCCCCACUACAGCAGGAGGGGGCCCCAAACAAGCAGGGGCGCCUAACACCAACGUACGGGACAGUCCCAAGAGGAGGCGCACCAUCUCUGCAUCCAUGCACUCUUCUCAGCUCAGCCCCAGUCGGACACCCACGUCUCCCCGUUGUGAGGCCAAGACCGGGCUGCUGCUGGGGGAGAAGAGGCGCACCUCAGCGCCCCCUGCUGUUGACAUCCAGCUCCAACACCAACACCAGCAGCAGCAUCAACAGCAUCAACAUCAGCAUCAGCAUCAGCACCACCAUCACCAGAGGCCCCUGCUGAAGGACAAGAGCAAAGAGAACCAGCUGGAGAGGAACGCCCACACAAACACAGACCGCGACAGGAGCCCCAUAGACAUAGCGGCAGUGUGCCUGAAGGAGAGAGAGAAGACGAAAGAGAAGAAGAACAAGGAUUUCCUCCGCAUCAAACUCAAGAAGAAGAAAAAGAAGAAGAAGUCCAAGUCAGACUACCGCGGUAGUGAGGAGAAUAUUGACUUCUCCCUAUUCCAGCAUCAGAGCUCCACCAAAUUGGGCUUGCCCCCCCUCAAAUUGCCCCCCUCGCUCAGUCACCACAAGCCUGAGGCCUACUCCCGCAGGCCCGGACACUUCCAUCACACACAGCAGAGUCGUGUAGAGGAUGAGGACUACGGCACGGAUUGGUCGACGGACAGCUGUGGGUGGAGCGAUGAGGAGGCUGAGGAGGAGUCUGUCCUGGACUCCUACCUCAGUGACGACGACUCCAUGGCGACGGAGACGGGUGACGGCUCGGAGAUCGUGCGCUGCGUGUGCGAGGUGGAGGAAGACAAUGACUUCAUGAUCCAGUGUGAGGAGUGUCUGUGCUGGCAGCAUGGCACCUGUAUGGGUCUGCUGGAAGACAACGUACCCGACAGGUACACCUGCUACAUCUGCAGAGACCCUCCAGGCCAGAGGCAGAGCCUGCGCUACUGGUGUGAUCGUGAGUGGCUGAGCAGUGGCCACAUGUACGGCCUGUCCUUCCUGAAGGAGAACUACUCGCACCAGAAUGCGCGCAAGAUCACGGCCACGCACCAGCUGCUGGGGGAUGUGCAGCAGGUGCUCGAGGUGCUCAACGGCCUGCAGCUCAAGAUCGGAGUCCUGCAAGACCAGAGCCACCCUGACCUGCAGCUGUGGUGUGAGCCCUGGCAGAGCACCUCCUCCAGCUCCAUCAAGAAGGAGGAGGAUGCCAGCUUCCCAGUGGCAGGAGGAGGAACGCACGCCACUAGCCCAGACGAGAACACGCCCUCAACAAACGCCUCCUCCACCGCCAUCAUCUCGACUGGAGGAGGAGGAGCUGCCAGUGGCCAAGGUUCGGGUCAGCGCCGCGCCCCGUCCUCCUCCACCUCCUCCCUGUCGUCACACGUGUCGUCGUCGUCAUCGUCCUCGUCCUCGUUGUCCCCGCUGAGCUCCUCGUUCCAGGACGCCUUCCUGUCCUACAUCAGCAGCGAGCACUGCUACCAGAAGCCGCGCGCCCUGGUGGUGGAGAAGAGGAGCUCCUCUGGCGCCUCCUACAUGGACAACGGGGACCUGCACGGCUACGACACGCAGGGGGGGCGGCACUACGCCAGGCAGCAGCGGCCAGACAAGGAGUGCUGGCGGUGGGGCGAUGGGAGUGAUGUGAAGGUGAAGCUGGAAGAGGAGGAUGAUGGGUACCCGGGUGGCGGCGGUGGGCACCGGGGUGGCAUCGGUGGCGGUGGCGGUUGCAGCAGUGCUCAGCAGCAGCAGUGGCAGACCAACCUGCUGGACCACAUCGAGACCGUGCAGGACGAGGUCGUGCACCGCAUGGACUUCAUCGAGAAGGAGUUAGACGUACUGGAGAGUUGUCUGGACUACACGGGAGAGCUGGAGCCCCCAGAGCCCCUGUCUCGUCUCCCCCAGCUGAAGCACCGCAUCAAGGAACUGCUGUCAGAGCUGGGCAAGGUGCAACAGAUUGCCCUCACCUGCAGCGCCUGACCACACACACAGGGGGCGCUAGAGAGAGAGAGAGCCAGCCAGCCAGCCAACUCCACCCAACUGCUUACAGUCUAGAGGGGAGAGGACAGGAGAAGCACCAAAGAAGGAUCCAAAGAACUGAUCUGAGGAAAACAGGGUGACGACGUAGAAAGGAGAUCAAGAUUGAGACAUUCAGUGGGCUAGUUUGUAGCCCAGUCAUCCAUACUUUGUGCUGCUCUGAGUUUCCUCUGUUGAGAUACUGAGUGCAAAACAAGACUCGCAGACGUGCCGUCUACUCUUUAUUGGUCAGAGAAUGUGGUGGUGUACUGUGGUGAUGGAUGGUGAGAUCCAGGGUUUUCCAAAGUGUUAAAGUGAUGAGAAACUUUAAGCAUAGCUCCAAGACGACUUCAAACCAUUGCUCCGUGGUCAUAUAGAGUUGUCCAGCAUCCUGAAUCUGAACUGUAAAAGAAAGAUGGUUGUGCUCACUACUAGAUAUUAUCCUUCUUUUAAAGUAUUAUUUUUCCUUAAUUAGAAACGAGUACGCACUUAGACUUCCAAUAAAGUCUACUACACACUAUCUGGAAAUGGUUGGCUUGAGCCGAGCAUGGAAUUGAAAGCUUUCAAAGUGAGAAGUCCGCACACUUAAAAUCCUUUUUGUUGUCUUUUAUCCAGCCAUGAAAUAAUAAAAGGCAACAGAAAGGAUUUUAAGUGUGCGGACUUCUCCCUUUGAAAACUACAGUUGGCCUUCGCCCUGCACCUUUUCUUGGGAUGUGCACAAUCCUCUCCUUCAACUGGAAUUGAAAGCUGACAUGGAAUGAUCUACAUGCUAGCCCACCUUGAGUCACCUCAGGAUUAAUCACACACAGAUGACUCCAGAAAGGUGUUUUUGUCCCUCAGUUACAUUAGUAGGUUAAGGGACAAAACUAGACAAAAAAAAGUAAUUUACCUCUUACAAUAGUGGCAUUUGCUGUGGUCACCACACCUUGACAUUUGCUACUAAAAAUGUCAAUGACCCCUUAUGGUAACGAAUCCUCUGUGAUUGUGUAUCCUUUGGGUUCUCCCCCAGUGACUGUAUAAAGAAAGAAAUAGUCAUGUAUCCUCCUCCUUACAUCUGAAGUGGUGUAAUCCGCUAUGAUGAGAAGGUCUUUGUUUCUGAAUAUGUCUGUUAGCCUUUGUUUGGUUUCUAUCCUAUUCUGCCUUUUUUCUAUUUGUAAAUAAAUACAGAAUAAUAUUUAGUCUACUUAAUUUAUUGCUGUACCAAUGCAGAUGGAUCUAUUGUCCCUGAUGUUAGAAUGUGCAGGCUUAUCACUGUUGAUGCUCUCUCUAGUCCACAGUGGUGUCUCUAUGGUUUCAAUGGGCAUACAUUUACACCAUAGUUGGGUGAACUGAGCUCUGCUUGUGUCAGCACUUUUUUUUUCAAAAGGGUAUUUCAGAUCUUUCUUGUUGAUUUGUGCUCUAACUUCACUUCAUGUUGGAAUCAAGCGAGCUCUCAUGAUCUUGACUAUACCGUGGCUGUGAACCGAUGGGCUGAAAUUAAUGUCCGAUUCUGUAGAUCUUCUGUCUGUAUUUCCUCCGCAAAUGAAGGGAUGUUCAAUAGAAUUGGCUGUACAGAAGAAAAAUAAUGUUCAUAGUUUGUGAUGUGCAAACUACUGUGGCUCUUCUGAAUAAAUUGAAAUCGCUUACA